This is a messenger RNA of Aspergillus brunneoviolaceus CBS 621.78, 1720 nucleotides long. RefSeq lists its product as uncharacterized. Lineage: Eukaryota; Fungi; Ascomycota; Eurotiomycetes; Eurotiales; Aspergillaceae. The transcript has a single exon. The record is from RefSeq and is a predicted model, not a curated record. Bases 146 to 1678 code for a protein of 510 amino acids.
GUCAAACACAGCCCCCACGACUGCUGUCGCGGGCGACAGUGCUGCAGGUGUAGACUCCGGUGUACAGUCUGGCUCCCAAGCAGGCGGGUGGUUUUCGUGGCUCUAUGGAUCAUCGACAGCUGAUAGAUCUGGCCCACAAGACCAAAUGGCGAAGCCAGAGGAGCCACCAUCGGAAACACCAGACAACAAAGAGGAAGAAAGGACGAUAGAAGACCAGAAUCCAACAGUAGCAGAAACAGAAGCAGACCAGGAGCAGUCCGCCGAAACAUCUGAGGUCUCUGGGACAGCCCAGAAGCGGUCUUGGCUUCAGAUGUGGUAUGGCUCGUCCGCCUCAAAGACCCCGGAAAAUACUCCCAUCGAACCCUCCAGUGGAACCGACACACCCACAUCUUCUGUCCCGCAUGCAGCACCUGCACCGAGCCAAGAGCAUGAGAUGCAAGGGGAGGUAGAUGGCCCAGUUAAACCACUAGAUCCCAACACAAAGGCUUCCGGGUGGAGCUUCUGGUUUAGAGAUGCUUCGAAGGAUUCCGAACCCGGCAAGUCGCAAGAUGCCCAGGUAGCCGAAGCCUCCAUGACUCAAGAGCCAUCGAAGAAGCCUGCCGUGGAACCUGAGCCUGAGAAUGAGCCUAGGGUGGGGGCGGUGAAGAAAGGAAGCGUCAAAGCUAAGGCUUCUAAGAGUACUGCUAAUCUACUUGACAAAGCUACCGCACGAGCCGAAGCAGAUGUCAACGCUCCAAGCCAAGGGCCGUCUGAGACUGUAGCAACAAAACAACUCCAGAAGGUCCUACCAAACCAAGUGCUUCCGCGGUUCGAGGACACAUUUGCCUUGGAAGAGAAGCCGGGCAUACUCCAGACGAUAGGGCGCUACUUGCAUUAUAACAAACAAGCCGACAACAAGCAUGUUUACAUGGUCCGGGAUCCGCCGCAUAUCAAGAAGGCACUCGCCAUAGGUGUACACGGGUAUUUUCCGGCUCCUCUAAUACGGAGUGUUCUCGGACAGCCAACCGGAACGUCGAUCAGAUUCUCAACAAUGGCAGCUGAAGCCAUACACAAGUGGGCAGAGGACUUUGGCUACAAAUGCGACGUAGGCAAAAUUGCCUUGGAAGGCGAGGGCCGUAUAGCCGAGCGCGUGGAACUGUUAUGGAAGCUGCUACUAAACUGGAUGGAGGAGAUCCGAACGGCGGACUUCAUUCUGAUUGCAUGUCACAGCCAGGGCGUUCCGGUGGCAAUCAUGCUCGUUGCCAAGUUGAUAUCCUUUGGCUGCAUCAAUGCAUCCCGUGUCGGUAUAUGCGCCAUGGCGGGCGUCAAUCUGGGCCCGUUCACCGACUACAGAUCUCGAUGGAUUAGUGGUUCAGCGGGCGAGCUCUUCGAAUUUGCCCUGCCCUACAGUCAGGUUUCGAGGGAUUAUGAAGCGGCAUUGCGCACAUGCUUAGAUUUUGGGGUGCGAAUAUCGUACAUUGGCAGCAUUGACGAUCAGUUGGUUUCCUUGGAGGUAUGCAACCUUCUAACGCUGUUUGAUACUCCAGUUAUUAACGAGUCUAAUUACGCUUUAGUCCUCACUAUUCACCCCUGUGACCCAUCCGUAUAUCUACCGCGCAGCCUUUGUCGACGGCAGGGUCCACGCUCCGAGCUUGUAUGCCACCACCCACUGAUCCUCAAUCACUUCAGCAUACACUGACCACUCUCAGUCUUUCACACCUAGUCGGCUUCGUCCUGAAGC